Messenger RNA from Coturnix japonica (Japanese quail), 1841 nucleotides. It is a transcript of the gene SLC25A1, whose product is annotated as solute carrier family 25 member 1. NCBI's taxonomy places the organism in Eukaryota, Metazoa, Chordata, Aves, Galliformes, Phasianidae. Gene Ontology annotation, biological process: mitochondrial citrate transmembrane transport. The record is from RefSeq and is a predicted model, not a curated record. Gene Ontology annotation, molecular function: citrate secondary active transmembrane transporter activity. Gene Ontology annotation, cellular component: mitochondrion.
CCGCCGUUCCGCCCUGAAAUACGGCGGUGGCCGCGGGCAGAGCAGCAGCUGUGGAGCUCUGCGGCCAUGCUCGUCCCCUCCGCGCCUCGCAGCCUCGCUGCCGCCGCCCCCGCCGGCAAGGCCAAGCUGACGCACCCUGGCAAGGCCAUCCUGGCGGGUGGCCUCGCUGGAGGCAUUGAGAUCUGCAUUACUUUCCCCACUGAGUAUGUAAAGACACAGCUGCAGCUGGAUGAGAAGGCCAACCCGCCCCGCUACAAGGGCAUUGGGGACUGUGUGAAGCAGACCGUCCGUGAUCAUGGUGUCCGGGGGCUGUACCGUGGUCUCAGCUCGUUGGUGUAUGGCUCUAUCCCCAAGGCUGCUGUCAGGUUUGGCAUGUUCGAGUUCCUCAGCAACCAGAUGAGGGAUGAGCAGGGCCGGCUGGACAGCACGCGGGGCCUUGUCUGUGGGCUGGGUGCUGGUGUGGCUGAAGCUGUGAUGGUGGUGUGCCCCAUGGAGACCAUCAAGGUGAAGUUCAUCCAUGACCAGUGCUCCUCCAAGCCGAAGUACCGUGGCUUCUUCCAUGGUGUCAGGGAGAUUGUUCGAGAGCAGGGGCUGAAGGGGACCUACCAGGGCCUAACUGCAACUGUCCUCAAGCAAGGAUCCAACCAGGCCAUCCGCUUUUUCGUCAUGACGUCCCUCAAGAACUGGUACAAAGGAGAUGAUCCCAACAAGGUCAUCAACCCCUUCGUCACAGGCGUGUUUGGAGCCCUUGCAGGAGCUGCGAGCGUCUUUGGCAACACACCCUUGGAUGUGGUUAAGACCAGGAUGCAGGGGCUGGAGGCACAUAAGUACAAGAGCACCUGGGACUGCGCAUACCAGAUCAUGAAAUACGAGGGUCCCCUGGCGUUUUACAAGGGCACCGUACCCCGCCUGGGCCGUGUCUGCCUUGAUGUGGCCAUCGUCUUUGUCAUCUAUGAUGAAGUGGUCAAGUUCCUCAACAAGGUCUGGAAAACAGACUGAGUGGCUCCACCAGUGCCGCCAGGCUGCAGCUGGAAAUUGAUGACCAAGUGUGGAGCUGCCGUCAGCGCGGCCAAGGGUCCAAGUCUACCAUACGCAUCCAUGGACCGGGAGCACCACUCAGUGCCUCUGUACACCUCGUGCCCUUUAUUUAUUGCAGUGAGCUGAGGAGCAGUAAUAUUAAUCAGUUGUGUGUGAAAAUGGCCCAGGGAGCAGGGCAGAGGCUGUUGCCUGUACCCCAGGCUGUGCCCCCAGACAAGGCUGCAGUUCUGGGGUGCUGAGCACUGCUGGUUCCUGACAUAACCCAGACCCUUAACUUUCCUUACAGUGGGGACAGUAUUUGGGUAAACCAGGUUUUCCACCCCCCGCCCCCCUACCCUUUGCAGUUCACAGUUGAGAUGUGUGCGAGAGACGGGGUGCAGAGGCACAGCCCGUCUCAGACUUGGCCCCUUGGCAUGUCCCCUUGGUGGGGGGCAACCUCCAACACAAAGCCCUUCUUUCACAUUCCCAUUCUGCCCUCUCAUUGCUCUUCAGGGCAGCCCUUGCUGCCCCUGUGGCUUUCAGACCCAGUACUAACACCCAUACUACUCCUGCCUUUGUGCCAAAACCCCCUUAAGGGGGGAGCAGAUGCAGAGCUGGAGCUUCCCCCCCCACACACACACACACAUUGUGUUGUAACAGCAUUAAUACUACUAGUUCAUGGGAGGGCAAAGGAAGAGGCUGGGAGCAAUUUUCUUUUGGCUUUCUUCUCUGAAGCCAGUGAGGGUUUUUUGUUUGUUUGUUUGUUGUUGUUUUUUUAAUUCUGUUUUACAGUCUCAAUUUGAAUAAAAUCAGUCUGGCUUUAG